CCCCCCCGCCCCCGCCGCCGCCGGCGCCGCUGCUGCUGGACUUCAUGGAGCUGGAGGCGGCCCACCACUGGGGGCUGGACGGCGGCCCGGCCAUCAACUGGCAGGAGCGCUGCUUGGAGCUGCAGCUGGAGCUGCACCGCUUCCGCAACCAGGCGGGCCGCGUGCGCGACAUGCUGCGUGAGAAGCUGUCGGAGUUGGAGCAGAGGGUGGUGGAGGCGGAGAGCAGAGCGGAGGAGGCCGAGGACAAGGUGCGGAUGAUGGAGCAGAGGCUGGCCCACGCCGACCGAACGCCCGUGGACUCCGCCGCCCACGUCAGCCCCGCCGUCAAGGAGACCGUCAUCAACAAGUUGGAGACCCAGGUGGAGGAGCAGCGCCAACUGAGGUUGCAGGAUGCCAAGCAGGUGGAAGCCAAAGCAGCCAAGAUCAAGGAGUGGGUGACGAACAAACUGAGAGAGUUGGAGGAGCAGAACCAGCACCUGCGCGAGCAGAACCAGAAGUGCAACGCCCAGCUGGAGCUGCUGAGGAACCACCUGGCGCACAGCCAGCUGGGGCUGAAGGACCGCUCCAGCACGGGCGGGUCUUCCCGUGCUAGCCUCAGCCUUGAAGCAGCGACCACCAGCGACGACUCACUGGCCAUUCCACCCACCGAUCUUCCGACGCGCCCCCUCUCCACAGCGUCUGCAUCGUUCAGGCCGUGUUCCGAUAGCAUUGGCUCCCUCGACACAGUGCCAGGGAUGGACGCGACCAGCCUCCUGAGCCAGGACCUGCAGGCGGCGGUGGAGAGCCUCACGCUGCUGCCGUCGUCCCUGGGCGCCGUCCCGCGCCCCGCCGCCUGCCCCGGCCGGGGGGGGGAGACCGCGGUGCACGACUACGCAGAGAUCUACACCCCGAGCCGGGAGCGGGCGCUGCCCUGGCUCGGCGUCGCGGCCAACCAUCGGGACAUCUCCCACGGCGGCAGCACGAGCAGCACCAACAGCGGCUCGGAGGCGGCGGCAAGCUGCCCCGCCCGCCCGCCCACCCCGCCGCUCCACAGGUUCCCGUCGUGGGAGUCGCGCAUCUACCAGGUGGCGGCGGACGGGCUGCGGACUGCCGGGGCCCGCCUCCGCCCGCCGGCCGACGCCGCCAACAACAACAACAACAACGCCCACUGCUCGGCCGGCUACUGCGACAUCAGCGUGCCCGUCUACGCCACCGUCAAGGGGAGGGCCAGCCAGAUCCGCUCCAUCCCGUUCACGGGGGACUCGAGCGACGACUCGAGCGACGGCGAGGGCGAGCACAACGCCCACCACGGCGCGGCCGCCGGCGACGCGCCCGCCACCAACACCAGGGCCACCAACAGCAGCAGCGACAACACGGACACCUCGCUGUCGGGCGGCUCGGGCUCCAGCCCCAGCAAGAGCCUGAAGACCACCUCCAGCCUCUCCCCGGCCAAGAGGAGCUCCUCCGGCUCCCCUUCCAAAAGUAUGAAGAGAGACACGUCGUUCGAGUCGGGCAUGUCGGACGACUACGCCAUCCCGCCGGACGCCCUGUCGUGCGACACGACGAGCAUGGAGUCGUCCAUGCCCUCGCUGCUGAUGCGGGUGUCCUCGUACCUGGACAGCCCCGGCAAGCGGCUGGCGGGGGAGUCGCUGGAGAAGACGGGCCACCUGGCCAAGCUCGGCGGCAAGCUCAAGACGUGGCGCAAGCGCUGGUUCGUGCUCAAGAACGGGGUCCUCACCUACUGGAAGUCCCAGAAUGACAUAAACAGGAAGCCUCAGGGUCAGAUCGUCCUGGAUGAGAUCUGUCGCAUCACCAGGGCAGACGGAGCUGCCACCUUCGAGAUCUCGACGGGCAAGAAGACCUACUACCUGACUGCGGAGUCUAUAGCGACCAUGGAGGAGUGGAUAAGGGUGCUACAGAACGUCCAGAGGCGCAACGCGACCAAGCUUCUCCUGAGCAAGGAGGACAACAAGCCCACGAUCCAGGGCUGGCUGACCAAGGUGAAGAACGGCCACGCCAAGAAGUGCUGGUGCGUCCUGAUCGGCAAGAUGUUCCUCUACUUCAAGAACCCGAGCGACACUAACCCCGUGGGGCAGAUCAACAUGCGGGACGCCCGCGUGGAGGAGGUGGACCACGUCUCCGACAGCGACAGCGAGGACCGCGAGACGGACGGCCAGCCGACGGAGCUGACGAUAGGCAUCUUCCCGACGCACCAGGGCCCCACGUACCUGCUCAUGGCCAACAAGCAGGAGAAGGACUCUUGGCUGUACCACUUGACCGUGGUGUCCGGUGGAGGCCCCAACGCAGGCACGCAGUACGAGCAGUUGGUGCAGAAGCUCAUGGAGACAGAUGGGGAUCCAAACUGUGUGCUGUGGAGACACCCGCACCUCCUGCACAGCAAGGAAAGCAUCGCGUCGCCCCUCACUACUCUCUCCUCCGAAGCUGUGCAGGCCGAGGCUGUCAAACUGUUCAAGUCGUGCCAGCUGUUCAUCUCGGUGGCGCUGGACAGCGCGGGCAUCGACUACCACGUGGUGCUGGCGCAGAACGCGCUGCAGCAGUGCCUGGACGCUCCCGAGCUCCAGGCCGAGCUGAUGUGCGCGCUCGUGAAGCAGACGUCCCGGCACACCCAGCACAAGAUCGGUGUGCAGGUAAACAGGGCCGUCUCCAAGUUUAAGCACUCACGUCUGCUGCUCUGCGCCACACAGUCGCUGUUUGCCUGCGACUCCUCCCUGGGAGGAGGGGGCGGCAGCGGCGCCGCCAAUCAGAGGGGUUCCCCCACUUCCCUGCAGGCCACGCCCCCGCAGGCCCCGCUGCUCGACUGCAAGACCAACCCGCCGGGCUUCGUGUUCCUGCAAGGCUGGCAGCUGCUGGCGCUCGCCGCGUCGCUGUUCGUGCCGCGCAACAGCCGCCUGCUGUGGUACCUCAAGCUGCACCUGCACCGCAACGCCGACUCCAAAUCGGAGUGUGGCAAGUACGCUGCGUACUGCGAGAGGGCGCUGGAACGUACUCUGCAGAACGGGGGAAGAGAGGCGAAGCCGUCGCGAAUGGAGGUCUUGUCCAUCCUCUUGAAGAACCCGUACCACCAUUCAUUGCCUCAUGCCAUACCUGUUCACAUGCUCAACGGUACAUACCAGGUUGUAAGUUUUGAUGGCUCCACCACCAUAGAAGAGUUCCUGUCUACACUGAACCAGGAAAUAGGCUGUCGCGACGUCACGCACUCCGGCUUCACGUUGUUCAGUGACGACCCAAUAGAGAAAGACUUGGAACACUUCAUUGAUCUGCAGGCUAAGCUCUGCGACGUGAUCUCCAAGUGGGAGACGGCGCUGCGGGAGAAGGGCUCCGGCAAGUUCGAGAACACGCGGGUGAUCCAGCUGACGUACAAGAGCCGCCUGUACUGGCGGCACGGCGCCAAGAUGGAGACGGACCGCGAGCGCCUGCUGCUGUGCUACCAGGUCAACCAGCAGGUGGUGCUGGGGCGGUUCCCGCUGAGCCGCGAGCUGGCCCUGGAGCUGGCCGCGCUGAUGGCCCAGAUUGAUUUUGGGGAGUACAACUCGGAGAAAGGCCGCGGCAGCGGGGGCGUGGGAGGCAACCCCCACCAAGUGCUGCAAGCGCUCGACAAGUUCUACCCGUACAGGUACAAGGACGGCCUGUCUCCUGACGAGCUGAGGGAGCUGCAGGAGAAGCUGACGGACAAGUGGGCGUCUCUGAAGGGCCGCAGCCUGCUGGACUGCGUGCGCAUCUACCUGACGUGCGCCCGCAAGUGGCCGCUCUUCGGGGCAGCGCUGUUCCAAGCGCGGGUCCGCGGCUCGGGCGAGGGCGGGGGCAUGGCGUGGCUGGCCGUGUCGGAGGACGGCGUGACCGUGCUGGAGCUGGACAGCAUGCAGCCUGUCGCCAAGUACGCCUACGCCGGCGUCGUCACCUUCGGCGGCUGCCAGGACGACUUCAUGCUGGUGGUCGGCGCCGACGAGGGCGGAGGAGCCUCCCAGAAGCUGCUCUUCUCGCUCAGCAAGCCCAAGAUCCUGGAGCUGACGCUGCUGAUCGCGGACUACAUGAACGCGAUGGGGCGCGGCCUCCCGGGCACGCCGCAGAUGGGCACGCUGACGCGCAAUGGCUCCCACCGCUCGGCGCGGUCGCGGCCCGCGCCGGCCCCCGCCGGGCAUGGGAACCCCUCGCCGGCCUCGGGCGCCGCCCAGCCCCAGCCCGACAUCCUCAAGUCCACGCCCGACCACCAGGCCGACCCCUCCCGCCUGCACCGCGCCGACUCCAAGAAGCGCACGCACCUCGACAGCGGCGUGGCGUGAUGAGCACGCUUCCCGGGAGCGACCAGCGGAUCAGUUAGGGCCCGAGGUUUCGUCGACGGCGGGGUCCUUGGACACUGGUUCACGAGACGAGGAUGGAGCAGUCCUCGAGGGGAGCAGGAAUGUACUGACAGAAUUGAAAGGCCCGCGACGUCUCGCCGUGUUUCCCCCGCUUGCGAAAGUCCGGGUCUCUGCUGGGGGGUGAGUGGUCUCUCGACCACCGUACCCUCUUUGUCCUUGAGAAGCAAAUACAUGCAUCACAUCCCGCAUGUUGGCCUAUUCCAUUCAGCGAACAAUGAAGAAAGCAUGAAGGAGAGUUAUAUUUAUGCUACGAUUUUAAUUUAUUUCAUCAAAUACGCGCCUAAAAUUUGUUAAUUAUGAAAUCUGGUCGCAUACGUAUAGGCAAUUAAUUCUCAGGUGUUUUUUUUUAUGAUUUUUUUUUCUCCUCGACUUUUACAGUUUUCUGCUGGACUUGAGCAAGAAAACAGGAUGGAAAAAAGUUAUGGUUUUAAAGAAAAGGGAUAAAUAAUUUCAAUCGACAAUGAAUCUCUGUGAAGGCAAGUAGCUCUUGCUUGUCGUGUUUGUGAACGAACGGUCGAAGCUGCAAACGGUCGAAACCACUCAGGUUUUUACCCACCCACGUGAUAGCGUUGUACCAAAGCGUAAUCUACAUUGUUGUUUGUCUCUCCAAGUGAUAUCGUCGUCAAGAUGCUGUGAUCAGUGGACCAGAUUAGCUAAUCAGCAGUGCUAUGCGCAGAAACUACGAACCGGGCUGGAUGUAUGUCUAUUUUUGUUACUGCUUAGUGUGGGUGAUUACAAGUUAGCUGCUGAGCUUGAUGUGACUGUCAGAGCUUGUGCUUUCAUUCGAACACGUAUUGGACCAAUGAGGGUGCACCCAAAGCAAAAGCAUUUCAAACAGCAGUGACGAGUUAGGAGCAAGGUUGUGUAUGCCCAGUAGAUAAUUGCAAAUUAUAUUGGCCUAAAAUAGUUUGUUUUCAUUAGUUUAUCAUUAUUAUUAUGUGUAUUUUUCAUGUUUCUCAAACCUAGGUAUGUUAUCGCAUACACAGAGUGUCCACAUUUUGCAAUGUCAAGGAAAAUCAGGGAAAUAAAUAUUGCAGGCUUUCACAGCCAUUUGUCUGGAGCUGAUUGGCUUCUGGGUUGUUGCCACAUCAAAGGCGAAGAUGUCACCAACGUUUUGGUCUACAUUGCAGUUGAUACGCCCACAACCCACAAGCCAAGCAACUCCGAAAAUCAGGCAAGUUGUAAUUGGUCAGGAAAUCUCAGAUGGCGACUGAAAAUUCUCCAGUAAAAGAGAUUUGAAGGGGAAAUGUAUUCCUCCAGUUCCAGUCUGCCAUCAUGCAGGCUGUGGAAGCAUUUUUUUUUGGUUGGUGUUUUAAUACAUAGCCAUACACACCAUAGAAUGGUGUAUGCAAGGUUCUGUUUGUACUAGGCGUCUGCAGGGGAGGUGUAGACUGGAUUGUCUUUCUUUCAUUCAGAAAAUAUCAAUAAAGGGAAGUUAUUUAACGUCUGGGAAAUUUGCAUUUUGGUCAUGAAAUCUCAGGGAAAUUUUUAUUGACAGAUUUAGGUGGACACCCUGAUACAGACAACUAUCUCUGAUUGCUUCAUAACUUAACCAACAGAGCAUAAGCAAUUAUGUCAUCACUAACUAUAGAUUGUAAAAUAAAAAUUACUGCAUAAUACCAUGCAACAUUUACAAGUAACGAUGGAAUAUUUUCUUAGAACUUCUAAUAAACUUAAUAAAUUAAAUAUUUCCAUGUGGUACUACAGUGUUAACUACUGUACAUGGUCAAUAAUAUCUCUUAACUACGAACUGAACUGCCCUGGAACUUGAGUUUUCUUAAGAAGCUCUUAAAUGAUUCACUUGAAACAUGUGUCAUUCAGAUGCAUGCAUAAUAUCGUUUGUUCACCCUGCAAGUACCAGAAAAUAAUAUCUAAUUCAGGACAUCAUAAUAAGUGAAAAAAAAAAUUACAGUAAAAUUACAAUUGCUGUACUCUCCCACGAAGCUUUCAGAGGUGGGUGUGAUCAUCUGUAAAAGUUAUCUUUGAAAUAAUCUAGUUAUGAAACCAAAUACAAAUUGAACACCAAUAUUACCUAACAAGCAUUUUAAAAUCUGAACAACUUACAAAAUCUGUGUGCUAUUUCCGUGCUUGUUUUUUGGUAUGUAGCUCAUCUUUUCUCUGUUGUGCAAGUUAUGUACAUGUGAGACUUUCCCCGUGGAACCGUAUGCAAGAAUAAGUAGGUUAACUCUCUGCGUUCAUUGCAUUUUUUUCUGGCAGCUGAAAAGGUUCUGCAGAUGUUUACACUCCCCCCCCCCCCCCCCCCCCCAAAUUUUGUGAAUUUACGCAUGUUUUGGUGCUCUAAUUGCACUUCUAAACACUGUCCAUCAUAAUGUGCAAUUGAACAAAGAAUCUCACCCCCUUUGUUUCCCCUUUAAAUGAAAUAAAAUCCUGGCUAUGUUUUUUGAGUCAGUCACUUCAAAAAUGUCUUUGAACCACUGAGCCUAAUGCAUCUUACUGAUUAAACUGUUAUUUUUUAUUUUCCACAAUAGAAAGAAAAUAAGUGCUGUUAAAAGUAUUUUCCUUAAAAUAUUUUGCUUGUAAAAUCUUGUUUUCUCUUCCCCAUGAUUUUAAUGGAAUUCAUGUGAUAACUUGGGUUGAUUGUUUACAAAUGGUUUGUCACAGCAGUAAGUGUGUGUUGUUAUUACCAUUUAUGAAAAAUUAACCGUAAUUAUAUUACGGAUUUAAUUCACACAAUCAACAUGCAAAUAAACAAAUCAUUAGAGAUAAAAAAAAUUAGGAAACAAUUCCUUUAAGUAGACUUUAGUCUUUGAGGAUUGUGCAUCAUGCUGGCAAGUAUUCAGAUAUUUCACUUGCAUAUGUCAUUGUGGAUACAAAGAAGGAAAAAUUUUGAUAGGCAACUUAAAAUAAAUUAGUACUGCCUGAAAGUUUUCUUCUAGAAAGUUGAUUACAAAAAAGUUGUGAUCUCAUCCUUUUCUCCUUUUCUUGCUAGAAAGUUGCUAUGUCAUUAGGUACUAAAAUAGAAGAUUACGGUACCUAGUUAAAUGGCAAUGUAAACCCCUUCCCCACCAUUGUUAUGAAAGCUCAAAUAAAUAAAAUAAUAUAUUUUUUUUUAAGAAGAAAGUGGAACGUGAAAUUGAGCCAGAUAGUUUUCCAUUUAAUUAGUGAAAUCUGUAAAAUUAAAAAAUUAAAUAUAUUUUUAGGACUUUUUAAUUUAUUUUUAUUGCGUCUAGUUUUAUGUACAAGUUUGCAGUUUACAGAAAGGUAUUGGAUAGGUUUAUGUAAAUAAUUUUUGCCCCUAAGAUGUUUUUCAUUUGUGCCGCAAUGAACAUAUUGGAUUUUGAGAAUGUUUGGAGAUCAUCAGCAGGUAUUGGGAGUUAACAGUCUGUUCCAAUGGGAAAUUUUACUUCAUAUGUUGUGUUGAGCAUUAUAGCAGAAGCUAUUGUAAUUUAAAAUGUAAAGUGAACUUACUCAUGUGCAGUUGCGAUGUUUUAGCACUUGGAUUAGUGUCCAUGACGAACUGCAGUUUGAUGAUUUGAGAGGGUUGCCUCUGAUAGCUGGAGUUUUUUUGUCCGGAGAGAAUAAAAAAUUGUCCACAUCUUCUCAGUUAGUCUUCCAGCCACUCGCUACCUAAGAACUGUACAUUUCAUAUUUUCAUUUAUAAUCUACAUAAAAAUUCCAUGGUGUUCUUGUCAUGUCUUGGUCAUUUUUUUCAAAGUCCCUCUAACUUUCUGUGAAGAUUUGUAGGUUUCUCCCCCCUACCCAUUAAUUUUGAUUUCCCCCCGCCCCCCUGCUGUUCAGUUACAGAGUAUGUAUUUGACAAGUUAGUCAGGCAUGGAGCUGUUAUCUCCUAGGCACCUCGACUUUCCUAAUUUUCUGCCGUAGUUUUCGGUUUAACCUUUUGCCAAAUCUAUGUCAAGCAACAAUGCAAGAAAAUACCGCAUCUGGUGAGCUUUCAUUUAUCUGCCAUAUCUAGGGAGGCGUACAAUGCAGAUGGGCUCCAAAAUAUCUUAAAAAAACUAAAUAUUAUCAAAACAGUUAAUGGUUCAAGAGCAAAAACCUAAGUGAAGUGGAUGAAACUCAUGAGCGUGAUAACUAAAACUGCAUGGGACCUUAAACAGUUGAAAGAGUUAACCUUACUUACUUCUUGUGUGCCCUACAGAUCUUUAUCUAUUCCAUUAUUAUUUAAUUGUCUGCAAAUUUGGCUUUAUUCAUCCUAGGUUAUGUAGCUGACCUCAAACCAGUUGAGUUGAUUCUUAGGAAUCCAGAACACUAAGUGGCAAUUAGAGCGAAAUAUCUGGGUCAGUGAAUGACGGUCAUAAGUAUGAAAAAUAAAUUUGAUUUUAGUUUGUAUUACUGAAAAUGUGAACAAAUAAAUUCAUCGAAAAUUUUCUUAAAGUUUAAAAAUAAAAGUGUAGGCAAAAUUUUCAUGUUCUGAAGCUUUAUUCCAGUUGGACAUCUAGCAAACUCAAAUUCAUUAACACCACCCAUAAACCUAAAUAAAAUUAAAAAGUUUUAAUAAAUUCUUAAAAAAAAAAUUAUAAACUACUAUUAUUGCUCUAUCUCCUUAUGGCACCCAGUCUGCAUUUUCUAAAUCCUUAAAAAAAAAUAUUCCAAAAUUAUUGAUCCAAAACCAUUUUUUACUAAAAAUUUUAAAUUGAUGAGGCCCUUGUUUCACACUCCGAAAAGGUUCAAAUUUAAAAAAAAAAUUACUGUGAAAUUUUUGUAGUAAUAUUUUAAUAAAAACUAACAAACAAAAUUUACUGGAAGAAAAAUUAUUCCUGGGCAUACUUCCACGUGAGUUUGAAGAAAAAAAUCGCCUCUUAAGUUGAUGUUCACAGUUAUAGGCUCACCAGAUGAUUAAAUCUCAAGUCUAGGAAGUAGAGGACAUUAAUUUUUGUGGAGUCACUUUUUUUUUCACCUUCUACACCUUUCCUGAUAAUUUAUUUUAUGUGUUUUGAAAUUGUUCCACAUUUUUUUACAAGUAGUAAGUUUCAAGAUGGAUGUCAUCAGUUUGGAAUGAAGAAACACAAGAAAUUACCAUUUUUAAUAUUCCCAAUUUUUUUUUUGACAGAGAUUAGUAGGCCCUACCAUUAUUUUUCUUGGCAUUUCUACUUUUAAAUUCUUUUCAAAAAUCAGAUGUCCAAUUGCCCAAUUUCAACUGCAAUUUCAAUUUCAGUCAAUGUUAGCUAUUACAAUUUUUGGUCAUUGACCCAAAAAUGUUUCAUCUAUAUCCGUUUCGAAAGUUUAGAUUUUAUGAGCCAAACCAUACCACUGUCAUACUUUGUGUCAUGAUAUAACAAAUUUUCUGAACACAAGUAAAUAAAUGCUGCACUUGAACUGGAAAGAUUUUUUUUAUUACACCAAAAUAUUUUCUUGUUUUAGAAAAUUUAGAUUUUGGUAGGUAUCACCAUUAGAAAAGUUAACAAAUAAAAAAAAACACAUAAAAAAAGAAUAAAUAGUUCACUAAAUAAUUACAGAUGUUAGUUUUUUUUAAUAAGAAUGAAAAAAUGUAAGUUAACUGUGGUUCUUAUUGGUAGAUUUUUUUUAUUGUUUGGGUGUCAUUUUUUAGCAUUCAUUAUUCACAGGUGUACAAUUAAAAAUCAACCUAUAGAAGUAAAGACUAUUCUUUGAUACUAAAAUAAGGUCACUUGAAUUCAUUAUAGAUAAUAUGUGUAAUACUUCCUUCAAUAUAAUUAAUUAGAAGGUGCCAUUAUUUUUUACAGGGAAGUAAUAAGAACAUUUGUGUUUAUAAUAUGUAAAAUGUAAUAGAUUAUUUUGUAGUUGGUAGUCCUGGCAUCCCACACCCAGGUACAGCCCUGGCAGUGACCUUGGACAUGCAAACUGCUGGAAACUGUGCCUGUCCGUUCUCUAGUCGCCAUAGCAAGUGCACAGUAUUACCAAGAGUGACUGAAUCGAAACUCACCAAACCAUCACCAAAUCUGUGAAAACUAGUCACCAUUGUUUUGUAUGGGUCUUGACUGACUGUUGUUGAACUACAUUUAUGUUCGUGGUGAAGGCAAUACAAUUUACCUAUGACUAUGAGGCUUCUACAGACUUGGCUUGUUUACUGUGUAGAUCUGAAAUAUUUUGCCAAUCUUAUUUCUUAAACUUGCUUGUAUAUACGUAAUUUGUGAAUACUGCUAAAGUCUUGCAAAAGAUGAUGUGCUUUGUAAUAAUACCUAUUUUAAGUAUUUUUAGUUUGGAAUUUUGCCAGAAAUGAGAUUACUAUGGAUGUAUUUUUUAGGGAAAAAAAUAUAAUUAUGUAUUAUUACUACUAUUUUAAGGUAGCGCAUGGUGAAGAUUACAAUGUGUGUGUGUGUGUGUGUGUGUAUGUUUGCUGACGAAACCUUACAAUGAAAUGUUGGCUUACUGAAAAAUUGUGAAAAUAAUAAAAGAUGCUGAAAGUUAAA
Messenger RNA from Bacillus rossius redtenbacheri, 10729 nucleotides. RefSeq lists its product as uncharacterized. The record is from RefSeq and is a predicted model, not a curated record. The transcript is spliced from 24 exons. The coding region runs from base 45 to 4280 and encodes 1411 amino acids. Gene Ontology annotation, cellular component: cytoskeleton. NCBI's taxonomy places the organism in Eukaryota, Metazoa, Arthropoda, Insecta, Phasmatodea, Bacillidae.